GCGGGUGGGCAGGUGACAGCCAGGGCAGGGAGAUUUGCCCAGACGCUGAUGUGCAGCAGCCUGGCAACCCGUGUGGCCCCGAGGAGACCAGGGGCUUCGGGAGCUUGUUCCAGAGCCCUGGCAGCGGCCUUCGCCAUGGGCAACAAGCAGUCAGUCUUCACUCAUGAGCAGCUGGAAGCAUAUCAGGACUGCACCUUCUUCACAAGAAAGGAAAUCAUGAGGCUUUUCUAUCGCUACCAGGACCUGGCUCCCCAGCUUGUCCCACUCGACUAUACCAGCUGUCCUGAUGUGAAGGUGCCCUACGAGCUUAUCGGCAGCAUGCCUGAGCUGAAGGACAACCCAUUCCGCCAGAGGAUUGCCCAGGUGUUCUCUGACGAUGGGGACGGCCACAUGACCUUGGACAACUUCCUGGACAUGUUUUCCGUGAUGAGCGAAAUGGCUCCCCGUGACCUCAAAGCCUACUACGCUUUCAAAAUUUAUGACUUCAACGAUGACGGCUACAUCUGUGCGUGGGACCUGGAGCAGACGGUGACCAAGCUGACGCGGGGGGAGCUGAGCGCCGAGGAGGUGAGCCUGGUGUGUGAGAAGGUGCUGGGCGAGGCCGAUGGGGAUCACGAUGGGCGGCUCUCCCUGGAAGACUUCCAGAACAUGAUCCUGCGGGCACCCGACUUCCUCAGCACCUUCCACAUCCGCAUCUGAGGGCACCGUGGAGAAGCCGGGUCAGAGGAGGCCGGCGUGACCCGUCACUCCACUGUGGAAUCCGGCCUCCCUGGGUUCUGGGAAUAAACACAUGGC
Messenger RNA from Lynx canadensis (Canada lynx), 795 nucleotides. RefSeq names its product calcium and integrin binding family member 3 (gene CIB3). The record is from RefSeq and is a predicted model, not a curated record. The transcript is spliced from 6 exons. The coding region runs from base 49 to 699 and encodes 216 amino acids. Gene Ontology annotation, molecular function: calcium ion binding. NCBI's taxonomy places the organism in Eukaryota, Metazoa, Chordata, Mammalia, Carnivora, Felidae.